Messenger RNA from Sphaeramia orbicularis (orbiculate cardinalfish), 6915 nucleotides. RefSeq names its product diacylglycerol kinase delta. Gene Ontology annotation, biological process: phospholipase C-activating G protein-coupled receptor signaling pathway. NCBI's taxonomy places the organism in Eukaryota, Metazoa, Chordata, Actinopteri, Kurtiformes, Apogonidae. The record is from RefSeq and is a predicted model, not a curated record. Gene Ontology annotation, molecular function: ATP-dependent diacylglycerol kinase activity. Gene Ontology annotation, cellular component: plasma membrane. The transcript has 29 exons. The coding region runs from base 538 to 3777 and encodes 1079 amino acids.
UUCCACUUCUAUUUAUAGCCUAGAGGAAAUGAGGCUGUUCCUACUUGAACACGCUCGUAUAAGCCCCUCCUCUCAGGUGUGUGUCCUGAAAAGAGAGGCUUAUUUGGAUGCUCUGCCUCCAGGUACUGUUUGUAUAUGAGUGUGUGUGUGUGUCGGGGUGAGUGACUGAAACACAGUAACACUCAGAGGAGGUGUGUACUUAAACACACCUGAAGGGGGCGGGGCUACCUGACACAGGACAUCUGAAGCAGGAAGUAGGAUAGUAUUGUUUGAGGAACUGCUGGAGUGGAAAGACUGAGUACUUAGGUGCGGUGAGUGAGGAGAGAAUAGAGAGAGUUAAGGGAUUUUUUUUUGUUUUGUUUAAGCAGCAAAAAGAAGAAAAACACAUAAACAGAAAAGAAAGGUCCAGAGAAGUUUAAAAAGAAGCAAAAGUAAAAGGUUGAAAUCCACAGUAUAAGGAGUCUGGAUUUCCUUUCUUGACACUAUUUCUUCUCAGUGGUUGUAAAGUGGACAUAGUGAGGUCAUCAUUGCGCGCCUAUGCCGUGGUUGUGUAAACCCAGCGGGUGCUGCAUGGCACCCCUGUUAUUCCACCAUGAGGGAGAAGGGCAGGGGGACGAUGGGCAGCUCAGCCACGACGACCAACUGGAAUCCAUGUACAGUGAGAAAUUGCAGGAGAGUCGUCUGGUGAAGGAGAAAAGUGUUAAGGAGGGAAUCCUGCUCAAACAGACGAGCUCCUUCCAGAGAUGGAAGAGGAGAUACUUCAAACUCAGAGGGAGGACCCUUUACUAUGCCAAAGACUGCAAGUCUCUGAUUUUUGAUGAGGUGGACCUGUCAGAUGCCAGUGUGGCUGAAACCAGCACCAAGAACAUCAACAACAGCUUCACGGUAAUCACUCCAUUUCGUAAACUAAUGCUGUGUGCUGAGAGCAGAAAGGAAAUGGAAGACUGGAUCACAGCCCUGAAAUCUGUGCAGAAAUGGGAAACUUAUGAGGCCAGUCAGUUCAACAUGGAACACUUCUCUGGGAUGCACAACUGGUACGCCUGCUCACAUGCCAGACCCACCUUCUGCAACGUCUGUAGAGAAGCUCUGCCUGGUGUCACUUCCCAUGGCCUGUCCUGUGAAGUCUGUAAGUUCAAGGCACAUAAACGCUGUGCGGUUCGCUCUACUAACAACUGUAAAUGGACCACGCUGGCCUCCAUAGGAAAUGACAUCAUAGAGGACGAGGAGGGGGUUUCCAUGCCCCACCAGUGGCUGGAAGGCAACCUGCCAGUCAGUGCAAAGUGUGUGGUGUGUGACAAGAACUGUGGCAGUGUGCGGCGGCUGCAGGACUGGCGCUGCCUCUGGUGCAAAGCCAUCGUCCACAACAGCUGUAAAGAACAAAUGGGGAAGGUGUGUCCCUUGGGUCAAUGUCGUGUGUCCAUCAUCCCUCCGACUGCACUCAACAGUAUCGACUCCGAUGGCUUCUGGAAGGCCACCUCAGCAUCCUGCUCAAGUCCUCUCCUGGUCCUGGUCAACUCUAAGAGUGGAGACAACCAGGGGGUCAAGUUCCUGCGCAAGUUCAAGCAGCUCCUCAACCCGGCUCAGGUGUUUGACCUGAUGAAUGGUGGACCGGAGCUCGGUCUGCGCCUUUUCCAGAAGUUUGUGACGUUCCGGAUCCUGGUGUGCGGAGGAGAUGGCAGCGUGGGCUGGGUGCUCUCAGAGCUGGAUAAACUCAGCCUACAUAAACAGUGUCAGCUCGGCGUGCUGCCUCUUGGCACUGGAAACGACCUGGCUCGUGUUCUGGGAUGGGGAGGCCUCUGCGACGACGACGCUCAACUCCUGCAGAUCCUGGAGAAGCUGGAGAGAGCCACCACCAAGAUGCUGGACCGUUGGAGCGUGAUGACAUACGAGGUGCCCACCACCAAUAAACCCACACCCAUAGUGAAGGAAGAAGACAGCCUUGAUUCCCCCCUGCAGGUCCACAUCACUCAGUAUGCAGACUCCGUGGCCUCCCACCUCGCUAAGAUCCUGGACUCGGACAAACACAGUGAUGUCAUUUCCUCUGCCAAGUUUCUGUGUGGGACGGUGAACGAUUUUGUGGCGGAGGUGGGGAAGGCAUACGAGAGAGCCACAGAGAACAAAGAGGAGGCAGAUGCCAUGGCAAAGAAGUGUGCUCUGCUCAACGAAAAGCUCGAUUCCCUCGUCAAAGCCUUAAGCGAGGAAGCUGAGGCCCAGGUGGUCCCAGCAGGUUCGGUGCCGAGUCAGGAGGGCGGCUCGAGCCCAGGUGAAAGUGGCGGUGAGUCGGGGUCAGAGGGUAAAACAUACCGGUCCAAGGAGCAGCUGAUGCUGAGAGCAAACAGCCUGAAGAAAGCUCUGAGGCAGAUCAUCGAACAGGCUGAGAAAGUGGUGGACGAGCAGAACCGACACACGCAGGUUCAGAGGAUGUCGUCUUCAUCCUCCAUCAAAAGGGAAAACAGUGAAGAGCUGAAGGAUGCUGAGCCGCGUCAGGGAGGCCUAAGUCCCACCUCACCCAUCGUCCUGGAGAAACCAGAGAGUCUCAACACCGUCACCUACAAUGAGGAAUCUGUACAAUGUUCUGAGAAAUGUGUGAUGAACAACUACUUUGGCAUCGGCCUCGAUGCAAAGAUCUCUCUGGAGUUCAACAACAAGAGAGAUGAGCACCCUAAAAAAUGCAGCAGUCGCACCAAGAACAUGAUGUGGUACGGAGUUCUGGGAACCAAAGAACUGGUCCAGAAAACGUACAAGAACCUGGAGCAGAGAGUUCAGCUGGAGUGUGACGGGGUUCCCAUGUCUCUGCCCAGUCUUCAGGGUCUGGCUGUCCUCAACAUCCCCAGUUAUGCAGGUGGGAUCAACUUCUGGGGAGGCACCAAGGAAGACAACAACUUUGGUGCUCCAUCGUUUGAUGAUAAGAAGUUGGAGGUGGUGGCAGUGUUUGGAAGUAUGCAGAUGGCCAUGUCCAGAGUCAUCAACCUACAGCACCACCGCAUUGCACAGUGCCGUCAGGUGAAGAUCACCAUCCUUGGAGAGGAGGGGGUUCCUGUCCAGGUGGACGGAGAGGCCUGGAUUCAGCCGCCCGGUAUCGUCAAGAUCGUCCACAAAAACCGAGCACAGAUGCUGACCAGAGACAGAGCGUUUGAGAGCACGCUAAAGUCAUGGGAGGACAAGAGGAAAAUCGACAGCUACCGCGCCACCCGGCCCCGCCUUAACUCCCAGCAGUCCAUGGAGUAUCUGACGGAGGAGGAGUGCGCUCAGGUUCAGCAGCUGGGCAUCGUGGCCGACACACUCAUCAACAAGAUCCGGGAGGCAGCCAAGACCCACAAGCUGGUGGAGCAGGAGUUGGCCCACGCCGUCAACGCCACCGCCCUGGUGCUCACCGAGGCCAAACUGUCCAGCCCCGAGUGCCUGAGUCGCAGCACAGCGGUGGAGAUCGUCAACAGCAGUAAAGUCCUCCAGGCUGAAACCAGGAUGCUGCUCGACGGAAAACUACUGUCGGAGUGUCCAGAGGAAGAGGAGCUCCGGUCGACGCUGAACAGCCUCAGCGCUGAGCUCCACAAGCUGGACGACAUCCACUGGAUCUGUCCGCUCAUGCAGUGCUCAGAGGAGGACUCGGUGCGGAGCAGCAGUAAGAGCAGCAGCAGCAGCAGUAUAAAGCUAAAGAUCAUACCUAAGGUGAAGAAGGAGAGGGAGAAGCUGCACAAGCAGAAGUCCAACAGCUCUCUCUCAGGAACUUGGGACAUCAAAGCUGGAGCCAGUGAGGCCGAUUUCUCAGGCAAUUGAAGACUUACAGUGAGGUGCAUUAAAACCAACACCCAGGGGUGACGAGCACCCAUCCUGUCAUCCUCCCUUCUAAUCGCGAUGCCCAGUGGCCUGACGGAGGUUUUGAGGAAGAGACGGAAACCACCUUUCCAACUUUUACGCUAGUUUCCUUCCUAUUUUGCUCCUCUGGCCUCCACCUCUACAAAUAGGGAGGAUUUUUUUUUGUUUGUUUGGCAGUUUUUAUCCUUUUUUUUUUUUUUUUUUCUUUUUGAAGGAGCCUGGCUUUGCAUCGCAUCGCUUCACCAUUAGCGUUCUGCUUUUGGUUCCGUUUACCUGCUCCAGCUAUAACGUGGGCGUGGCUAGCGGCUGAUGAUGCAGAAGACGAGGGAGGCGUGAAAAUGAGGAACAAACUUUUCUUUUUUUUUUUCGACAAAGAAAUGUGUUUACGUCAUGUUCUCUUUGCAUGUGGAGUGCAGCCAUUUUAUCUAUCCUAAGUUGUUAAUGUGUUUUUUAAUUGGUCUGAAUAGCCUUUAGAGUUUUCUCAAGACUGCAUCAGAGUAUUUAUUUCUUGUUGCUACUGCCAUGAGAACUCCGACAGCAACAAAUCAACAUGAACAAACUAAAAACAUCUCAACUUUAUUGUCUAAUGAACUGAAGAUUAUCUUAAAUGUUGCAAAAAAUAUACUGAGGAAUGUACUUGUGGACUUGCAUUAACCUGUGAAUAACGAUAAUGUAUGAUUUUACCAAGGGUUCUACUGUUGUGGUUCUAAAGUGGUUCUUAAUAGGCUGUUGUGUGACUUGUGUGGUCUGAGGCAGCCAGUGCUGAAAAAAAAUACCUUUUUUGAUGAGUCAUUUCAUCUGGAUGCAGCCUGUAAAGCGGUCGAACAGUGAAAAAGUUGAAAAACGGGAAGAAACGGUCGUUCUACUGUAAAUCUUUUCACGUCUUUCAAGAUGCAUUUGUAGAAAAAAACAGAUGAAAUGACUUUUUUUUUGGACAGCGUAAGGUGAAGGUGUUUACAGGAGGAAGCAUCGAGGACACAUUAACGAAACAUUACAACAACUACUCAGUAUAUUACUCCGACUUCGCCAUAGUCCUGAUUGUAUAUGUAACAUAAGAAUAAGUGGAUAUUUGAUUUUUUUGCCUUGUCUGUGGUUAAAAGCUAUUAUGAUUCCAGAUAUAUCUAUAUUUUUUUGGAUAUCUUAUUUUCCCACUGGUACUAUGUGAAGCUGCUUCCCCUUUUCAACCGUCUCCUCGGCCACUGUGCAUAUAAUCGAAGCCAGUUACCGCCGUCCUGUGUGUCCCUGCAUGCGUAAUUAGCCUUUCCUCGCCUCACAGUGUGGGCUGAAGUUUCCUCAGUGGAUUUUAGCCAGUGGUGUCUUCGAGUAAUGAUUUUGUUUUAACCUGCCUGCCGUUACCAGAAGGUUGGGGUUUUCCCAUAAGACGACAUUUCAGAGGUGUAAUUUAGAGGGGGAAGAAAAUAGAAAAUUUAAAAAAAAAAAAAAAAAAAAGUAGUUGUGACGUUUCGGCCAAAUUUCAGAAAAUUUACUCUUUGCCUCGUGAAUACAGCUUUUAUUAUUAGUUUAAGCUUAAGAAAAAAAUCCCAUGAAAAGAUAUUAAAUAUUAUCAUUACCACUGCUGCCCAGAGAGAGAAAAAAACAGUUUUGAUGUGAUGUGGACCUUGACUAUUUCAGAUUAUACAAAAAUGAUGAGUUUUCAAUCGAUUUAGUAAAAAGCAACAGGAAAAAAGGUCUCUCCGUUGAUUUGAAGGUAUUUUCUGCAGGAUAUUCUACGCAUUUAGCUCAAUAAAUCUUUCAUUACGUGCCGAAUGAAGAGAAAAUAUAAAAAUAUUAACUCUUUUGGAACUCGUUUUUGUUCAAUUUCCAACACAGGUUAGAAUUUCUUGUCUUUUUGUGCAACAGAUUUAGAUUACUUUGUUAAUAUGGUGCCAACUCACACAAAAAAAAAAACAUCUUGAGGCGCUUAUUAUAGUAAUUUUGCAACUUUUACAAUAUUAUCCAGGGACAAACCCAUCAAAUCCCCCUAGAGAGAGCACAUGAUGACGGUGAAAAUGAUGCUGCAUGCUGUAUUGGUUAAAAACAGAGCAGUAGUAAAUCGUAUUCAACAACUUUAAAGGCUUAUAGGACAUGAUAAAAGUUGCUUUUUAGCCUGAAUGUUACAUCUAUGACUAACAGAUUAACUCAGAACUUGAAUAACUCAUGUAUUUCCCGCCCCCGUCCUGAUAUUCUCUGCUAAUUUUUUUGUGAUUAUUAACCCCUGAUGUCACUGUGAGGCGUCGUAGUCGUUCAGCUCUGGUAGGAUUGUGCUACUGUAUCCAUAGUGUGCCAGCUAUACGCUUUUUUACACCUUAGAGGCUUUAGUGGUUUCGUGCCAAGUUCGUGGGUUUGUGAGACUUUAAGACGAUGCGUGGACGAGUGCGAGGAACGCGUGAGCUUACAUGCGCUUCGGAUGCGAAAGUUGUUAAAUGUCGUACAUUUCAAAGUUUACUGUGUCACGCCUUGCACUUUACGACAAAGCAAACUUAAUGGGGAAAAAAGACAUUAUGUGCGUAUGUGUGUGUUAAAGAUUAUGAGUGUUUUAUUUUUGAAUUGAUUUGACGGAAAAAAAAAACUUUUAUUUAUAACAUGUAUACGGACAAAAGUGUGUUGAUAAAAUGUAAUAUAUCUAACCGAACUUAAAAGAAUGAUAAAUAUAUAAAUUAUUCUCAAAUGUUGAUGACUUUCUGACAUGGUUGUACGAUCUCGCAGCAGCUUCAGACUCCCGUUUAUUGCAUUUAAAGGUCUUACAUGUGAAUAUGUGUCCACUGCCACGGCCAUUUCAUUGUUGAUCUUUCCCAUGUUAACACCAAUUGGGACCGAAAAUGUUAAAUUUACUCGAUCUAAACCAAAGUUAUUUCAUUUCUAGUGUUAUUAUGGACGAGCAAAGAAUUGUUUACAGGAAAAAAAGGUUGUCAUGUUCAGCCUCUGUUUCGCUAUUUUUUUGUUUUUUGUUUUUUUUUUAGAUUUUUGCUAAUGAUAUCUAAGCCUUGACAUGUCUACCAUGACAGAAACAUAAUUUAUGCUUUUUAAAAUUUGCUUAAAAAUGUGUUAAGUAUGAGAAACAUGUUUAUUAAAACUACAAUAUUUUUGGAAAAAAAAAAA